AUGGCAUCUUCGGGGCACCAGCAGCAGCUUGCCAGGGACCUCGACUUCCUCAACGAUGCAGCGCACUUGUUGCGGGACACUGCGCCCGACGCGUCGGCGCACCUGAUGAGGCAUCGAGCGGACCUCAUGUUGCACAACAACCUGGAUCAGCAUGAGCUGCAGCGACAGCACGUCUGCUCUGCCUGCGGACACAUCAUGGUGCCCGGGCUCGCGGAGACGACGCUGAGGCUGCAGCGGCCCAAUGCCCAUCGCCAGGAGAAGAAGAAGCGGUCGACUGGCGAGGCGCGGUCACGAGCAAAAGAGCCUGCGGCCGUACAGGGACCAUCCAAGGAAUUGACCUGCGGUCGCUGCCAUCGCAUCACGAGGGUCAGUCUAGGGCAACGGCCAGCCGCCGUGCGUGGGCGAGUCGCAAAACCGUCUGCGGCGAAACAGACUGAGAAGCCCCCGGUUACGGCAGCAUCGUUCAAGGCGUCCGCCAAUGCCAGCAGCAAGAAGCGAGCCAAGAACCGAAAAGGUGGUCUGCAGGCUCUUCUCGCCAGCCAGCAGAAACCGACGCCGUCUUUGUCGUUGGCCGACUUUAUGAAGAAGUGA
Molecule: messenger RNA, 591 nt
Organism: Purpureocillium takamizusanense
Lineage: Eukaryota; Fungi; Ascomycota; Sordariomycetes; Hypocreales; Ophiocordycipitaceae
Exons: 1
Coding region: 1-591 (196 amino acids)
Biological process (GO): tRNA processing
Cellular component (GO): nucleolar ribonuclease P complex
Source: RefSeq, a predicted model, not a curated record